Panthera uncia (snow leopard) is the source of this 979-nucleotide messenger RNA. It is a transcript of the gene SNRNP25, whose product is annotated as small nuclear ribonucleoprotein U11/U12 subunit 25. NCBI's taxonomy places the organism in Eukaryota, Metazoa, Chordata, Mammalia, Carnivora, Felidae. The transcript is spliced from 5 exons. Gene Ontology annotation, cellular component: U12-type spliceosomal complex. The record is from RefSeq and is a predicted model, not a curated record. Gene Ontology annotation, biological process: mRNA splicing, via spliceosome. The coding region runs from base 225 to 596 and encodes 123 amino acids.
CCCUCGCAAAUCCCGCGACUGGGCUGCUGUCCCCGCGGGUGCGCGCCCCGCCUCCGUCGCGUACCCCAACAGGUAGCGCGGGCCGUGCCUGGGGACUGAGAGGCGCCCUGGAGCAGACGGAGGAGGAGGUGGCUGUGCGGCCCGAGACGCCCGAGGACGAUGAGGACGAAGAGGAGGCGCUGCCACACUCCGAGGCGGUAGACGUGUUCCAGGAGGGUCUCGCCAUGGUCGUGCAGGACCCGCUGCUAUGCGAUCUACCGAUCCAGGUUACUUUAGAAGAGGUCAAUUCACAAAUAGCACUAGAAUAUGGCCAAGCAAUGACAGUCCGAGUGUGCAAGAUGGAUGGAGAAAUAAUGCCUGUGGUUGUGGUACAGAAUGCUACGGUCCUGGACCUGAAGAAGGCCAUUCAGAGAUACGUGCAGCUCAGGCAGGAGCGGGAAGGAGGCAUUCAGCACAUCAGCUGGUCCUAUGUGUGGAGGACAUACUACCUGACCUCUGCAGGAGAGAAGCUCACUGAGGACAGGAAGAAGCUUCGAGAUUACGGUAUCCGGAAUCGGGAUGAGGUGUCCUUCAUCAAAAAGCUGAGGCAAAAAUGAACCUCCAGACAAGGACAACUGUGCUGCUGACCAAGCUCUCCCCACCCCCAGGAGGAAGCCUUCGACAACUGUUCCCUUUUUGCAGAAGAGUGUUGAGGUGGCCUGCACCUAGCUGGAACACCCUAAUCAUGUGGCAGAUGGGCCUGGCCCUCUGUACAGGAUUCAUCCAUUUGCUUCUUAGUUUGAAAAGUAAAAAAGCCACAGUACUUGGGGCAGGAGGGACUGGUGCUGCCCAGUCCCAGAGGGAAAGCAAGGGCAGAGAAUAGGGCACGUGAGUGCUAAGGUGGAGGACGCUUCACCUGAGCCCUGUGGCCACCCCCUGGCCAUAAGACCCUUUUACUGUGAUCUCUAAAGCAGGGGGAAAUAAAGGCAGAGUGGCUGGC